Molecule: messenger RNA, 544 nt
Organism: Perkinsus marinus ATCC 50983
Lineage: Eukaryota; Perkinsozoa; Perkinsida; Perkinsidae
Product: polythreonine protein, putative
Exons: 1
Source: RefSeq, a predicted model, not a curated record
UCACCCCAUUUUCAGAGGUACUUCCAACAUCCGAGUAUACUUCUACUCUCACAGCAAUGGAGAGCCUCGGGGAGAUCUGGACUCAUGCGCUUUCCAGUAGUACAACUACUUGGAGGACCACCACCGACGAGCCGGAUAUGUCCACAACAACCACUACAACCACCACCACCGCCACAACUACAACAACUACAACAACAACAACAACUACUACUACUACUACUACUACUACUACUACUACUACUACUACUACCACCACAACCAACACAACUACACCAACCACUUCAACUGGACUGGAUGAGUGGCCUCCAUUGGCAGAAUUCACUUCGGCUCCACUAACGCCUUCUACAGACGUGUAUACAGAAAGCGUCGAGGGAACGUCGUCCGAUGGGUCGACCCCCACUAGCCUCACGGCUGCUGCUCUGUCUGACACAGCUGAUGCAACGGCGGCUUCGUCACCGACGAUAGCUCCCAAAUCUACUUUAACGGCUACUUUGACCACUCCUGGUCUUAACUAUCCAUCAACUUCCACUAUGAACUCAACCGA